GAUACAAACAGUGAUGGAAAACACAUGAGCAGUAACAAGUUUUAAUCUUGCUCCUCAGUACUAACAUGGACUAAUCUGUGGGAGCAGUUUAUUCCAGUAUCACCCAGGGUGCAGCCACACCAGGACUGUGUUGAAGGGUGUUUUUUUUCUUUUAAAUGUAAUACCUCCUCAUCUUACACAGUGUCUGAGAACAUUUACAUUAUAGAUAAGUAGUACAUGGAGGAUAACUUCUACUUUUAGGAGGACUACUCUCUUCUGACAGUCCUAGACCGAUCUACACUAAGACACCAUGAAGGAGUAUGUGCUCCUAUUAUUCCUGGGUUUGUGCUCUGCCAAACCCUUCUUUAGCCCUUCACACAUGGCAUUGAAGAAUAUGAUGCUGAAGGAUAUGGAAGACACAGAUAAUGAUGAUGAUGAGGAGGAGGAGGACAACUCUCUUUUUCCAACAAGAGAGCCAAGAAUCCCUUUUUUCCCAUUUGAUCUGUUUCCAAUGUGUCCAUUUGGAUGUCAGUGCUAUUCACGAGUUGUACACUGCUCAGAUUUAGGUUUGACCUCAGUCCCAGCCAACAUUCCAUUUGAUACUCGAAUGGUUGAUCUUCAAAACAAUAAAAUUAAGGAAAUCAAAGAAAAUGAUUUUAAAGGACUCACUUCGCUUUACGGUCUGAUCCUGAACAACAACAAGCUAACAAAGAUUCACCCAAAAGCCUUUCUAACCACAAAGAAGUUGCGAAGGCUAUAUUUGUCCCACAAUCAACUAAGUGAAAUACCACUUAAUCUUCCCAAAUCAUUAGCAGAACUCAGAAUUCAUGAAAAUAAAGUUAAGAAAAUACAAAAGGACACAUUCAAAGGAAUGAAUGCUUUACAUGUUUUAGAAAUGAGUGCAAACCCUCUUGAUAAUAAUGGGAUAGAGCCAGGGGCAUUUGAAGGGGUGACGGUGUUCCAUAUCAGAAUUGCAGAAGCAAAACUGACCUCAGUUCCUAAAGGCUUACCACCAACUUUAUUGGAGCUUCAUUUAGAUUACAAUAAAAUUUCAACAGUGGAACUUGAAGAUUUUAAACGAUACAAAGAACUACAAAGGCUGGGCCUAGGAAACAACAAAAUCACAGAUAUCGAAAAUGGGAGUCUUGCUAACAUACCACGUGUGAGAGAAAUACAUUUGGAAAACAAUAAACUAAAAAAAAUCCCUUCAGGAUUACCAGAGUUGAAAUACCUCCAGAUAAUCUUCCUUCAUUCUAAUUCAAUUGCAAGAGUGGGAGUAAAUGACUUCUGUCCAACAGUGCCAAAGAUGAAGAAAUCUUUAUACAGUGCAAUAAGUUUAUUCAACAACCCGGUGAAAUACUGGGAAAUGCAACCUGCAACAUUUCGUUGUGUUUUGAGCAGAAUGAGUGUUCAGCUUGGGAACUUUGGAAUGUAAUAAUUAGUAAUUGGUAAUGUCCAUUUAAUAUAAGAUUCAAAAAUCCUUACAUUUGGAAUACUUGAACUCUAUUAAUAAUGGUAGUAUUAUAUAUACAAGCAAAUAUCUAUUCUCAAGUGGUAAGUCCACUGACAUUUUAUGACAAGAAAUUUCAACAGAAUUUUGCCAAACUAUUGAUACAUAAGGGUUAAGAGAAACAAGCAUCUACUGCAGUUUCUUUUUGUGUACAAAUGAUCUAACAUAAAUCUCAUGCUUGACCAUUCCUUUCUUCAUAACAAAAAAGUAAGACAUUCAGUAUUUAACACUUUGUUAUCAAGCAUAUUUUAAAAAGAACUGUACUGUAAAUGGAAUGCUUGACUUAGCAAAAUUUGAGCUCUUUCAUUUGCUGUUAGAAAAACAAUUAACAAAGACAGUAAUGUGAAGAGUACAUUAUACUAUUCUUAUUCUUUAAUAACUUGGGUAGUACUGUAAUAUUUUUAAUCAUCUUGAAGUAUGAUUUGAUAUAAUCUUAUUGAAAUUACCUUAUCAUAUCUUAGAGUCCGUCUUUAUGUUUAAAACUAAUUUCUUUUUUUUUUUUUUUUUUUUUGUUGAGACGGAGUCUCGCUCUGUCGCCCAGGCUGGAGUGCAG
Messenger RNA from Rhinopithecus roxellana (golden snub-nosed monkey), 2042 nucleotides. It is a transcript of the gene ASPN, whose product is annotated as asporin. The transcript is spliced from 8 exons. The record is from RefSeq and is a predicted model, not a curated record. Bases 290 to 1414 code for a protein of 374 amino acids. Lineage: Eukaryota; Metazoa; Chordata; Mammalia; Primates; Cercopithecidae. Gene Ontology annotation, molecular function: protein binding.